Molecule: messenger RNA, 909 nt
Organism: Rhagoletis pomonella (apple maggot)
Lineage: Eukaryota; Metazoa; Arthropoda; Insecta; Diptera; Tephritidae
Exons: 4
Coding region: 1-909 (302 amino acids)
Source: RefSeq, a predicted model, not a curated record
AUGACUGAUGAUCAAGCAGAUUUCAAUACGCCCUCCACUAGCCGUGGUGUUCAUCCACGAAAUGCGACUGUGCUGUGCGUCGCUGAAGUACGCGGAAUGUGGAGCCUUCUAAAGGUAUCAAAGGCUUUUGAUACGCGCGAAAAAUGUACCGCUUUCGCAGAGGCACAGGGUCUAAUUUUGACCAGAAGAUUAUGCCGUACGCAUAAAAUUCCAAUGACGGUUUCACCAUUGGGUAAUAAAACGGUCGGCAGCUUUCGAUGCCGCAAAGGGAGCUGCCGUUCAAGAUCGGGCGUUUCUAGGGCCACUGGUACGUGGUUUGAAAAUGCUAAGCUUCCACUACCAGACAUUUUUUAUCUAAUGUACGCCUACGCUUCGCACUGGAACCAGGCUGAAGUUCGAAAAGAAGGUAUUACCGAGGGAAGCGUUUUGUCUAGCGCCACCAUCUGCGAUUGGUACAACUACUGUCGUGAGGCAGUUGUUUUGUAUCAAGUCGAUCAGCAGGAGGUGUUAGACAAAAUUGGGGGCCCCGGUAAAAUUGUUCAGAUCGACGAGAGCAAGUUCGGGAAGCGAAAAUACCACAAAGGCAGAAGAGUGGAAGGCCAUUGGGUCUUAGGGAUGGUUGAGGACGGCAGCGACGAUCUGAGGUUGGAAGUCUGCCCAGAAAAUGUCCGGUCUGCUGAGGUGCUCAUACCCCUCAUUCAAAAACAUGUGGCCGAGGGUACAAUUAUUUGUACCGAUUUUUGGAAGGCGUACGAUUGCCUAGCGGACCACGGGUAUGAGCACAGAAAAGUAAACCACAGCGAUCCGGAUAACCCCUUUGUGGCAGACGACGGCACGCAUACGCAAAGGAUCGAAUCACAAUGGCGUGUGAUUAAAAGAAUAUCUUUGGCGCAAAACAAUUGCUCGUAA